Bombina bombina (fire-bellied toad) is the source of this 2663-nucleotide messenger RNA. RefSeq names its product GRIP and coiled-coil domain containing 1 (gene GCC1). The transcript is spliced from 4 exons. NCBI's taxonomy places the organism in Eukaryota, Metazoa, Chordata, Amphibia, Anura, Bombinatoridae. The record is from RefSeq and is a predicted model, not a curated record. Gene Ontology annotation, cellular component: Golgi apparatus. The coding region runs from base 157 to 2262 and encodes 701 amino acids.
UUUCUGUUGCUGGAGGUAUGUCCGGGUCUUCACAUCACCCACGUCACUGGAAACUCCUGGAGCCUUAGCUGGAUUGUAAAUACAACAUGGUGCUGUGUGAGACAUGGUCCUGAGGGGAGAAGCCGGUGCUGUGAGCUUGAAGGUAAGACCUGCAGCAUGGAGAAGCUAGGGAUGAAUUUUGGUGGUGGCCCCAGUAAGAAGGAGUUACAAGACACGGUUGAGGCACAGCGCAAACAACUGCAGCAGUACCAGACACGGCUGAAAGAUGUAGUGAGGGCAUACAAAAGCCUGCUUAAGGAGAAGGAAGCUCUUGAGGCCAGUCUGCAUGUUCUGUCAGCAGCUGAUGAGCCUCACGCUAGUCCACCAGAAGCUGAAGAGCCUCAUGAUGACCAACACUCUACACACAGUGAGGACAGCGUGGAAACCGCAGGAAGUCUGCCGAGCGCACGUGGUGGGGAGACCAGUGAGGAUGAGCGGGCAGAUCCUGCACUGCGCAGAGGUGGGGGGGGAGCAGAGGAAGCCAGCGGCUCUGAGAGUGGUGUCAGCACAGCUAGUGGAGAAGGUGGUCCGUUUGCACCUGGGGAAACUGAUAGAAGAAUGGUGCAACUGAAGAACCAGCUGGCUACACUGACCAGCGCCCUUGCAACUGUAACACAGGAGAAGUCUCGCAUGGAGGCGUCUUACCAGGCAGAUAAACGUAAGGCUAAACAAGAGCUGGAUGCGUUGUUGCAGAGUAUGGAUGAGGAACGCAGCACUAUGCAAGCAGAGCUGCAGAGCCUUCAGGAACAGUUGUCAGAGACCAAGGCUCGACUGAUCAGCCAACAGCAUGACCGGGAGCAGGAGCAGACAGACCACGCAGUAAUGCUAAGGGAGCUCCAGCGCCUUCUACAGGGAGAGCGAGACCAGAGACAAGAAACGGAGCUGCGUCUGGAGGAGGCCAGACAAGAGCUGGCCGGGAGAUCUGAGCUAGUAGGAAGAGCAGGAGCAGCAGAGGAGCAGAGCAAGCGGCUCCGCAAGGAACUUGAGGAACUGAGGAAGGAAGCUCAGGAAGUCCGGAAGCAGAAAGAGGAACCUGACCCAGAAGUGCAAGAACUUCGUGACCAAUUAAGUAGAGUCAAAGAGGAGAUGGAGAAGAACCUGCAGGAGGAGAGGAGAAAGAAACUAGAGGAGGAACAUCAGGCUCAACAGCGCUUCUUGCUGGAGGAGCAGAGAUUACGCUCACUUGAGUCCCAGGUGUCGGAGAUGUCUGCACUCCUGGGAGCCGCUGAGACAUCAAAACAGAGGGACCAACUGAUUAUUCGCAAGUUUCGUGAUCGCCUGACUCAACUGGAAACUGAGAACAAGACCUUGGCAAUGGCUGCAUCUCUGCAUUCUCCUCCUGAGGUUGUUCCUUCACAAGCAGCACCAGACAGUGGUGUAGAAGGAGUGGAGCCACAUGCCUCUGCUCUGCAUUACCAGCAGGAGCUGCAGCAACUGAAGGAGGAGUAUGAGCGCUACAAGGCACGAGCACAGGGUGUAUUGAGGACCAAGGGGACAAGGGAAGGAGAGCUAGAGGCUGGUAAGAAGCAAAUGGCAGAGCUGAAAGAGAAGUAUGUUACACUACGGUUAUUGACAGAAGAGGCAGAGAGCAAGCACAGAGCAGAGAUGGAGGCUGUCCGCAAAGAACUUUACCUUCUCACUCAGACUCACAGACAGGAGCUGGAGGCUGUUAGAAAGGAGAGUCGGGAGACCAUAGCGCGAAUGGAGGACGAAAGCCGGCAACACAGGGAACGGGUACUUGCUGUGCUGGCUGAGAAGGAAUUAGAAUUGGAGAGGUUGAGAGAAGCCAAGAUCCCAACAGUUGUCCCUCUUCCGGAUCCACUGGGCAAUGGCCUAGAGCUGCCACAGAGCGACUCUCCUGCUUUCCUUGUUUAUGUGGAACAGCUGUCCCGGAAGGAGGCAGAAAUUGGGGGUUUACGGCGCAGAAAGCAUGAGCUGGAGGCAGAGUUGCAAAAGGCACAGGAAAGGCUUGUAGAGCAGCGAGAGGAGGUGCAGAGCUUGCAGCAGCAGGUGGAAAAGGCUUUACGGGACCGGAGCAGGGAGGGAGCCAACAUGGAGUACUUGAAGAAUGUGCUGUUGGGAUACUUGACCUUGCCUGACCCCUGUGGGCGGCAGCACACUUUGAGCGCACUGCUGACUGUUUUGCAUUUCUCCCCUGAGGAGCGGAGUGCAGCUCUUCAUGCACAGGAUGGGGCUAAGUGGUGGACAGGAGGCAAGAGAUGAUGAGGGACAAGGGGCCUCUAGUUAUUGUCCCCACAGCUUCUGUCAUUUUAAACAACUGUAGUUUUCAGGCCAUUCUGUGUAGUUAAGUUGCAUUAUUCUAAGGGUCACAGACGGUUUAUAAAUAUACGGAUGGACCUCUGGGUGUGACACUAUCUACAUCAGGCUCUGUAAGAUUAAUGUUCAGGUGAAAUUGUCAGUGGUGUAAACUGAGCGCUCUGCAAGGGCUGAGGACACCCUGUAGCCAUUAUGGGAGGCUUUUAUGGUUUAAUAAAACUCAUUGGUGAAGUCUAGAGGUGGUUACUGCGAUGCUCUGCAAGUCUUAAGGACCAUUAAAUACAGUAGGGUGGAAUAAUCAACAAGUGCACAAUAAAAAGACAAUGCAAUUGCACUUUUUUAAAGGA